Aphis gossypii (cotton aphid) is the source of this 918-nucleotide messenger RNA. RefSeq lists its product as uncharacterized. The transcript has a single exon. The record is from RefSeq and is a predicted model, not a curated record. The coding region runs from base 338 to 790 and encodes 150 amino acids. NCBI's taxonomy places the organism in Eukaryota, Metazoa, Arthropoda, Insecta, Hemiptera, Aphididae.
AAAGAGCGUGUGUUUAAAUAUAAAAUUGGCAUUAAGGAAAGCCUACAUGUUUUGAACAUGUUUCUGACUGGUUUUUCGUGCGCGAUACUUGUCUUUACACUGAAAGUUAUGUUCAUAGGUUAUCGUCCACGAUUUGCGCUUAUACUGCACUGCGUAAUACGCGUACUCAAGAGUGUAACAACAAAUUUAAAUAGUAAAAACUUAAACUAGUAGUUAACAGUUCCGUAAUAAAUAUAAUUAUAAUAAUAAAAAGUUAUUUUAGUUACUGGUUUGGUGCGUUUUGUGAUUAACGAUUUACGGUUAACGAAUUUUUCUUCUAUUUUUCUAUUUCGACAACAUGACUGACUCAAGAUAUCUAUCAAAGGAAUUUAUUACAGAAUUUUUAGAAAAAUACCGCGAGUUUCCAUGCUUGUGGAAAAUCAAAUCGAAGGAUUAUACAAAUAAAAACUUAAAAAAUAGAGCCUACGACGAGUUACUAACAGUGUGUAAAACAAUAAACCCAGCAGCCAAUCGGGAUUUUGUUGUUAAAAAAAUCCAAAGUUUUAGAGGAUCUUUUCGAAAAGAAUUGAAAAAAGUUGAAGAUUCUAAACGAAGUGGAAGAUCAGCAGACGAUAUUCAUGUCCCAACCUUGUGGUAUUACCAUUUGCUGGAAUUCACGGUUGAUCAAGAACUUCCCACUGAUAGUGUCAGCAAUUUUAAUAAUAUCGGAGUUGACGAUUUAGAUAUUACAUAUGGUGAUACUACAGAUGAGGUAAGACAAAAAUAUGUUUUAUAUUUAAUUAUUUUAUAAUAUUGUAAUUAUAUUUAUAUAAUAUUAUACUAGCAACAACCUUAUUCAUUUUACUAUUGUAUUCUUUAGUAAAUAAAUAUAUAUAUUAAAUAUGUCAUAUACUCAUUUAUGUAUAUAUAUAAAACCAG